Messenger RNA from Lampris incognitus (smalleye Pacific opah), 1591 nucleotides. RefSeq names its product aftiphilin-like. Gene Ontology annotation, molecular function: clathrin binding. The transcript is spliced from 6 exons. Gene Ontology annotation, biological process: intracellular transport. Lineage: Eukaryota; Metazoa; Chordata; Actinopteri; Lampriformes; Lampridae. The coding region runs from base 255 to 1472 and encodes 405 amino acids. The record is from RefSeq and is a predicted model, not a curated record. Gene Ontology annotation, cellular component: AP-1 adaptor complex; trans-Golgi network membrane.
GUGAGCAAAGCAAUGCAGCAAAGCAAUGCAGCGCCUAUCCACCAUCUCAGGACCACCACCAGCCUCAGGACGUUGCUGCUGCUCUGAGUUUCUCAUCACAAGAGCCCUGUCCUAUUGAGAGGGUUCCUGGUAAGCAUGUGGCUUAUCAAGAGGAGAGGAGAUCUAGUCUAAACCUUAACAUAAACCUUCCACAAACCCCAAGGUUAGAUGAGGAAAGGGAGACAGGGCAAGAGAGGAGACAAAGAGAGGGGAGCAUGUCUCCUCUGUCACUCACCACAAGUCUGUGUGAAUCGGAUAGUGAGCACUUCGCAUCACUUUAUGACACUGUUUCACUAGGUUGUCCAUCUGAGGUUUUUGACCCAACGCUAUCCUCCCUCAAUCCUCAGGAGGAGAAAUCCAGCAGGCAAGUAGAGGAGGAGCAAGAGGAAUCAGGAAACACCAGUUGGGUUUCAGCAAACCUCAGUCUGUCACAGUCUAGGAAAGGGAACCAUUUUGACCUAUCAGAAUCCAUGCCUCAGGAAACCACUGUUCCUUCUAACCAGUUAAAGUCCAGGAUGUUUGUUGCUGAGAGCUUUGCAGACUUCAAAGAGGAUUGUCUAGAACCUAAUGGAGACCAAUCUCCGGUUCAAAUAGUUGAUGGAGGGGAACAAUGUAUGGGAAGCCUCCCCUCAAGUGACAGCUUUGCUGAUUUCUGCUCAGCCCCCAUUGAAGGGGAUGAAGAGGGUUGCUGGGCAGAGUUCAGGAACCAGAGACAUCAGGCGGAGGGGAACACCUGGACCCAGUUUGGAGAGGAGGGUAGCACCACCCAGACUGAGGGGGAUGCUGAGGUGAAGCAGGACAGGCGGAGAGGAGAUGAAGCAUCAAAUGGAGACAGCUGUCAGGACUCAGUGCCCAGACGUAUCCAGAGGCUUCUCCAUACUAGUUUCCCAGAGGUUCUGGUGGCCUCAGGGGGCCAGCAUGAGGAGGAGGUGCUGAGCCUUAGCAACUUGCUACAGGCCCAAAAUCACCACCCAGAGGAUGGGAGACAGGAGAGGCCACAUCAAUGCCCAGAGAUGCAUGGGGUUCAGUGGGGCAUGUGGUGGCAACGUAUGGACAUCCACAAUGCUGUUGGUCUUAAGUUCCAGUGGGGCGAUUCCCAUACCAACAAGAUUCUGCUCAUGUGCCUUGGCAUGGACACUAGAAACAUUGUCUUCACUGGCAAGAGGAAGCAGCCUGUAGUCGUUCCUGCCUUUGCAUCUAGUCUGGGAAUGCUAGAGCCUACCAAAGAGUCUAUGCCAGCUGUGUGUCAUCCAGGAUGCACAGCAGUCACAACACAAGGAUCCCCAGCACCCCGAGGCAUACUGGACCCAUUAGCAGACUCAGUUCAGGAGAUGCCCUCCUCCAGCCAGUCGCACUGGAUCAGCAGUGGCCUUUGCAACUCUCAGGACGGUACGUCCUCUCAUCCAGCCUCUCCUUUUGGGGGUUGGAAUUAGACUACUGUCUCUCCUUGCCUGGAAUUGACUUCUCAACUACAACUGCAGGAACUCUCUGUCUUGACUUUUUCUCCCUGUCCUAAUUGGGCUUGUUCCACCUUUUUCUCUGGAUUCACUUU